CCAAAAUGGCGUCAUUGUUCCAGCCGCUUAAAGAUGUUCGACCCCUCCCGAUGCUCCGCCACUCCCAUCGUUGGGAGGAGGUGUCUGCGCUCCCGUCCAGCCCGGCGCCCCUUUUGCUUAGUGCUUGCCGGCUGGGAAGAAAAUCUGUUUGCAGGUGUCUUUGUUCGCACUAGAGCGCAACGGCUAGUGCGCACAGAUAUUGAUUUAAGUAAAGCAAGCAGUUUAUUUAUUUAUUGGGCUUUUACUGAAUACGAGCAUUUUUUCUUAUAAUAAAGACAUAAAGUCACAGAAGGCCAGCUACACGUUAUUGAUAACCCUGUGGUUUAAAAUGAAUGAGACGGAGCAUCCUCUUCCCCUCUCAGAAUAUGAAUUCGAGCGGCGAUUUGACGAGAGAGGUGCAAUCGACUGGAUGCAGGAAAACUGGAGCAAGGCCUUCAUGUUCUGUGGUCUGUACGCGGCACUCAUCUUUGGGGGACAGCACUUCAUGAGGCAGAGGCCGAAGCUGGAGCUGCGCAAGCCGCUGGUGGUGUGGUCCUUCAGCCUGGCCAUCUUCAGCAUCAUUGGGGCAGUGAGGACAGGGCUGUACAUGAUGUAUGUCCUCACCACCAGCGGCUUCAAGCAGUCUGUCUGUGACCAGAGCUUCUACAGUGGACCUGUCAGCAAGUUCUGGGCAUACGCCUUUGUACUGAGCAAGGCUCCUGAGCUGGGUGACACUGUGUUCAUCGUGUUGCGCAAACAGCGGCUCAUCUUCCUGCACUGGUACCACCACAUGACCGUACUGCUGUACUCCUGGUACUCCUACAAGGACCGCGUGGCCGGCGGGGGCUGGUUCAUGACCAUGAACUACAUGGUCCAUGCCCUGAUGUACAGCUACUACGCAGUGCGGGCAGCUGGAGUGCGAGUCCCACGUCCCUUAGCCAUGCUCAUCACCACCACACAAAUUAUGCAGAUGGUGAUGGGGCUGGCGGUAAGCGGGCUGGUGUACCUGUGGAUGCAGGAUGGCCUCUGCCCCUCCUAUGUGGACAAUAUCAUGUGGUCCUCCCUCAUGUACCUUAGCUACCUGCUACUGUUCUCGUCCUUCUUCUAUAACACUUACCUCAAGGGCAACAGUAGCCGCAAGACCUCCAAGGCUGAAUAGACCUUGAAGAUAAAGGAUUCCCAAGUGCUGGCCUUAUAUGUGGGUGUGCACCAGAUGAUUACAUUGCAGUACACUGUCCUUUUCUAUUUGCUGGUUCCCAGGUCUUUCUGUCUCACCAGGAGUCUCAAUUCAGAUUGUGCCACCUGGCUACUAAUGUGUCGGCACCCCUGCCCUGCCACCUAUGGAGAUUAUUAAGGAUCAUGGAGCACAAGAGAGAGACCUGGUAGCCAGUAAAGGCAUCUGCACACUUCACAAUGACCAUAAGGAGUGCUCUGGUGGGUAACUGGUCUGCAGGGGGAGGGAAGAAAAUUUUGCUUGUUACUGCAUAUAUCUGUGCUUCCUGGCCACUUCAUUAGUCUCCUUUGCUCUUGCUCUUGUGCCUCUGCUGCGCCCGUCAGUUUGAAAUGAGCACUUCAGAGCGUCUCCAGUUAUCUUGAAAGCCCAGAAGAGCAGUGACUUUCGGAAGGUGCUCAAAUUCUUUCACUGUACAGUAUUAGUCAACUGCUAUCCAAUUCUGGCAGUCUGACACAGGAUCAUAGGCACUUGUGAGAAGAGGUCACAUUCCUGCUUCUAUCAGCAGAAAGACAAGUAUCUAUGCAGUUCUCUCAGCCUCCUAGUUAGCAUUAAAUGUUGUCUCUCUACUGUUCUGAGAGGCAGUCUCAUAAAUGGACUAGUUGGUGGAGUAGAGAUGUGUCGAAGGAGAGGUCUAUCUCACUAUUUCAACAUAUUUAUUAAAAUACUGAGAUGUGCUCAAAAUAUACAUUUCUAUAUUGAUCGAUCCAUAAAUAUUGCUCUUUAGACCUCAGAAGUGCUUAAUACCAUAAUGGUCUGACAUGGAAGGCAUAGUUUAUUUAGAAGCUACCAGGAGACCUUUUGUCAUAAUGAUUUUGUCAGACUUGCCCCAGCGUGCCUGUGAACAGAAGGUGCUUAGUUAAAUUCCGUUUAAUUCUGGAAACUGUCCUGCCUGCUGUACAAUGCGCUGCACCAAGUCCAAGAGCUGCUGGUGCAUCAAAGUCACUAUUUUUACAGAUGGAAGAGGAAGUUAUCCUGUUACUAAUUAUUACAAACUAAUAAUUAGGGGUUAUUCUCUUACUAAAGUGGCCACAAGGGGCUGUAGUUACAUCAGUUGUUCUACCCAUAACUGUCCUUAUCAGUUUUGCAUAUGAAUAUUUCAAACCAACCAGUUGCAAAACAUGAAGUUUUAUCAGAACAUGGCAUACUUUGAAAUGUUUAAGUGAGAAGGAAUGAAACAGUUUGUAGUUUAACUUAACCAUCAUGAAGACUUACACAUCUGAUGAAAGCUUGUCCCUCAGGAAUAUUUCGUACUAUGACUGAAUUCCCUUCUACAUAUCAGAAAAGCAAUUCUUAACCUGUUUUUGAAAUGGGUCUGCACUGAUCUUUGGUUAUUUCAAUACAAAUGAUAAAUGAUAGCACAUUAAUUAAACAGAUACUAUCGACCUUGCAGUGGAUUGAGUGUAUGGCUGAUAUCAGGGAUUUGAAAAAAUCAAUGUUCCAAAGAUCAGUGGGACAAAAACAUCUUAUCUACUUUAUAAAUAUUCUUCAGUUUCUGAAAAUGAGUUCUAAGGAAGAGAGGCUAUUACACUUAAUCAGCCAAUGUGAAGCACUUCAGUAUUAAGACAGGUUAGACUUGGCUAUGUUGUCAUAGCUUAGAGCAGUAGGCUGGCAUGGCAGGAAUGACAAAUACAGACCUGCAAGACAAGGUUUUUCCUGUUGAUGUGCUUCAGAGAGGUAUGGAAAUGUGCCUUUGUGCUGCAGAUGACAUGCCAGUAGAGAUUCUCUGGAAUGUCUGUCAUUCCUGUAUCACAGCACAAAUCCAGAAUAACCUGAACCCAGCAGCCCAGCUCCUCAUGGUUUGCAAACCCUUUCCUCAUUCUUGCAAUAUCUCACGUUACCUUCAGUGGACUAACUUGUACCUUGAAGUGCUGAUGAGGCCAGGUAUGUUGUCCCUGAGUCGGGUCCCUCCUGUUCUCUUCUGGUUCAGGUUGAGUGGAGAGUGACGGAAACAGGCCUGCUUUCUAGGGGUUGUUGCUCUUCUGCGUGAUCUCCUGCUGGGAUACCAGCCUCGACCUGUGAAGAGACGUGUUUUUCAAACAAUCUGGUUAAAGGGGACAUGGAAAGCCCUCUUGCUUGAUGUGAUAUUGUAUGUAAUAAAUCAGGAGAAUGUAUUUUUUUAUUUAUUGGCAGAUUUGGAGGUGGUAUUAGGUACAAAUAGUACCAUACUCUGAUUUUUUUACACCAAAAUAAAGCAGAUUGUCUGAAGUUAAUAUAUUUAUUUUUGCUCUCGGGAGAUUACAAAAUGUGUUUUUUUACAACUACAGAGGGCCUUUUGAGGCAUUGCUGUAUGUCGUAGACUAGCUUAUCAGUGAGUUGGUAAAUGUUUUGUCCUGACCUCUUUUUCUAGUGUUGGUACCCAGUAUGCUCAGGGCCAAGGAUUGUAAGCAGACCUUCAGGAAGUGGAGUUUAUUUCUUCAGCACAGAGGACAUGUAAAGGCUGCAACUGAGGUUUCCUUUAGGAUUGACUACCUCGCUCUAAAGCAAAUAAGCAAUCUUUUUAUUGCAAUAACAUUUGAUAAAUUGGGCUUUUUAAUUAGUAUUUAACACCAAGUUAGAUAUUAACUUUCCCAUAAUUAAAAGUUGUUCCUCUCUCCAAACACUUUGGUUCUGGAUUGUCCUCCAUUAUUAAAUACUUAAAAUAAUAAUUUAAAUUGUUUUACCAAUACAUACACAAUAUGUGUACAGUAUGUAUUCAGUAUUCUUCAGUAUUGUGAAGAGAUGUAGUUUUUUCUGGACAAAAAAAUAAAUUGCUUAUUUAAUUAGAAAUGGGAAAUUAAAGCAUAAUCUUAAAGACACAUCAUUCACAAAAACAGACACAUACUGUACACGAGCAGUUAAGUGUGUUAUUUAACUGCUCUUGGGAAAAUGUUGGAAGACCAGUUUGAUGUUACAGUUAUUCCAGUGUUUAUAGAAAGACUGAAAUGACUUCUGGCUAAUGAUUGCCCUUCUGAAACAGUUUUCAAGCUUUUGAGAGUCCAGCUGAUUGAAAAUAUCAGUGUCCAGUUUGUAUGUUUUAUUACAUUUUGGUGUGGUCUAUUUCUUGGUACGUACCGUGCUAAAUAAAAAGCAGCUUUAAACACGGAACAAUGAACAAUAGGGAGGUGAGCAAUACAUUGUUAAGAGAAGCUUGUGGGAAUUAAAAUAAUAAUUUUAGCAUCUGGAAACAUCUUUUCUAUUGUGACUUGAAGUGAAGCUUGUAUCACUUGGUGUUGAUAGGCAUAUUCUUUUGAUAAAUGGCAGCAGCAGAAUGAUUAAAAUAUGAAAAGCUUAAACUCUGCUAAGGGAAUGUAUUCUGCAUGUUUUCUCUUUCCAGCACAAGAACUACAGGGUCUGUUGAAUUCAAAGCCACAUAUUGUACUCAUACAGAUUCAAGUUCUUGUCUAUAUUGGGAACAACAAAAAACUACAGCUAGAGAAGUCACAAAAUAAUCAUGCAAUGUAUUUUUACAUCUGCAAAGCAAACUGGUCCUGAAAACAAUGUGAGCACUUUAUAAAACAUAUAAUCUAAUUGCAAAAAUGCUGUAAAACAUUCCAAUUAUCCAGCUCUUAUAUUGUGUCUUUGUGAUAGGCUUGACCACUGAGCACAUGAAGUUGUAGUUUGUAUUUAUUGCACACAAUACAAUAAAUAAUGUACAGAGAAACAAAGCAAUGGAGUAGUGAAUGUGAUUCCCUUCCACAACAUGCUUGUCUCCAGUUCACCAGGUGAGUGUUACCACUAUUGCUGUCUUGUUCUUAUGUGUGCUGUCAUGUAGCAUCAAUGACACUUGCUUCCAUAGUGAACCUGGGGGUCUUGUGCAGGUGUCACAUAUAUAUUCCAGCUUAAAAUAAACCUUUAAAAAAGGGAUUUUUUGUUUAAUGAAAAUGCAUAAAAUAAAAAUAAAUUUUA
Lepisosteus oculatus (spotted gar) is the source of this 5098-nucleotide messenger RNA. RefSeq names its product very long chain fatty acid elongase 6-like. NCBI's taxonomy places the organism in Eukaryota, Metazoa, Chordata, Actinopteri, Semionotiformes, Lepisosteidae. Gene Ontology annotation, biological process: fatty acid elongation, saturated fatty acid; fatty acid elongation, monounsaturated fatty acid; very long-chain fatty acid biosynthetic process. The record is from RefSeq and is a predicted model, not a curated record. Gene Ontology annotation, molecular function: fatty acid elongase activity. Gene Ontology annotation, cellular component: endoplasmic reticulum; endoplasmic reticulum membrane.